Messenger RNA from Ylistrum balloti, 2508 nucleotides. RefSeq names its product aspartate aminotransferase-like. NCBI's taxonomy places the organism in Eukaryota, Metazoa, Mollusca, Bivalvia, Pectinida, Pectinidae. Gene Ontology annotation, molecular function: pyridoxal phosphate binding; catalytic activity. Gene Ontology annotation, biological process: biosynthetic process. The transcript has 13 exons. The record is from RefSeq and is a predicted model, not a curated record. The coding region runs from base 169 to 1479 and encodes 436 amino acids.
AUUUCUCGUUGCCUGUAGUGUUAUGCACCAAAUAAAAGUUGUAGUAAGGACACACAAGUCAACACAUUCGAACCGGAGUACACUACUGCUAAACCGUGGGCGCAUCUGUCGAUCAAUUUUCGACCUAAUUCUAGUGUUAACAGGAACUAACAGAAGUGGAGCGACAGAAUGUCCCAAGACAUGGAGUAUGUCGACCUGGUGCGCACAGAUCUGGAGGGAUAUGCGCCGGCCUCCAAUCUUGCUUUUAAUGAAAGGAUAAGAAAUUUGAUUGAACAAGGAGGAAAUGUUUAUCAUUUCGCCUUCGGACAGUCGCCAUUUCCAGUAAUACAGAUAGCUACUGAGGCUUUAAGGGAAAAUGCCCACCAAAACGCCUACCUCCCCGUGGCAGGUUUACACGAGUUGCGCCAUGGCAUCAGCAAAUUUCACGCAAAGUAUGACAACAUUGAAGUGGAUCCCAGUGACAUUAUUGUUGGACCAGGUAGUAAGGAGCUGAUAUUUCUUCUUCUACAAAUAUUCAAUGGAGACGUGAUUGUGAUUUCACCAUCAUGGACGACAUACAAACCCCAGACAAAGCUAUCAUGCCACAAAGCAUAUGUGAUAGAAACAAGCAUAGAAAAUGACUGGAAGAUAACACCAGGGCUUGUACAACAGUUGAUGAAGUGUAACAGUUUGAAGAAGAAUCGAUUGUUGAUCCUCAACAACCCAGACAAUCCUACUGGAACCAGUUAUAGUCAGACAGAACUCAAAGCACUCAGUGAUGUCUUCCGUGAACACAACAUUCUGGUGUUGAGCGAUGAAAUCUAUGGUCGUCUGCAUUACAAUCAGUCCCAUGUUUCUAUGGCUAAGGUAUAUCCUGAGGGUACAAUACUAUGUACAGGAUUGUCCAAAUGGGCCAGUGCAGGAGGAUGGCGGAUUGGCUAUCACAUAUAUCCACCACAGUUGUCUCCCCUGAAGAAGGCAGUCCAGAGUGCUGCGAGUCACACCUAUUCCUGUGCUCCAGCACCCAUGCAGUAUGCAGUAUCGAAGAUGUUCAAAGACUUAGAUGGCUGUGAUGAGUACAUGAAGCAUUGUUCUAGAAUCAUGGGAAUGGUAGGAAUGUACUGUCACAGAGAACUGACCUCGGUGGGAGUAAAUGUGGUAAAACCAACAGCUGGCUAUUAUAUUUUCCCUGACUUUGGAGUUGUUAAAAAUAAACUCAGGCAGCGUGGAAUUGAGACAUGUCAACAAAUGUGUGAUGCCAUCUUUGCUGAAACUUCUGUUGCACUGAUGGCAGGUGGACCUGCAUUUUUGCGUCCCAUUGAAGAACUUACCACUCGUCUCUGUUAUGUACCAUUUGAUGGUAAGCCAGCACUUGUCGCCAGUCAAGCUAUCGGUCUGGAUGUUGGAUUACCAGAAAAUUUUGUCAAGGAAUACUGCACACCUGUGUAUGAUGGCAUACAGGUUUUGAAGCAGUGGGUAACAAAGCAGCUGGAGUCCUAGAUCUACCUAGUCAAUGUUUGUGAUUAAGUGCUGAUUCAGGAAAAAAGACACUGAAAUGAUUUAAAGUUGUCUUUGUCUAGGCAGUAUUUAGUAUACAUGCGUGAAAAGAUGUGUGAGAGUUUGUUUUGUGUAAGAACAUUAUAUCAGAAGAAAUGGAGGAUUAGAAGUAAAUCCUCAAACAAAUUAUGGUAGAAAAAAACAAGUAGGUUUAAGUCACAGAGAAGCAAUAGCCAAAUAGAAAAGAUAACCAUAAGGAAUUCAUUGUACUAUCAGAGGUUUAAUAUAUGGUAACUAAAACAUACCUUUACACAGGAAAUGUUAGUGGUCAUAUUUGUCUAUUUGGCCAAAAAAGCUGAAAGUUGAUCUUUUAAUUUUGGCAACUGGUCAUACUUCAGAGAUUUCAACGGAAAUAAUAUGUACAUGGUAAACAGGUAUGCUAGCCAGAGGACAAAAACUUAUUUCUACAUUGAUCUGGAUAUAUAGACACAAUGCCUGCAUUAAGUACCAUUAUUAUUUAUUAUGCAUACAAGUAAAAACACAGAUGAAAUAAAUGUACCAAAAUAAUUACAAUUAAUGUGUAACUUUGUGAAAGUAAGGAAACUGAAUGUUUGAAGGCACUCUCACAUUCUUCCAAAGUUUCUAUAAUUUACAACCUAAAACCAUACAAAUAUUAGAAAACAAUUGAAUGUUGUGCUGCAAAAAUGACUGACCUGGAUAAAAAUUAUGUGGAGACUCUUGAAAAGAGACAAUUUUCAUUAUAAUCUAAAUGAAGUUUUCAAAAUGAGAGCUAUGUUAGGGACAACAAAUUGCCAGUAAUUUCAAAACAUUGAUCUGUAUACAGAGGAUCUCAAAUGAGUGUCAAUUUUGGUUGAGAUUUAUGAAGAAAGAGGCCCAUAGGGUCUGUUUUGCUCACUUAUAGUCAGCUUUCACAUCAGAACAGCUUUUCCCCGAAGUAUGAGGGAUUCUAUAAAGACUCAAAUCAUUAAAGUAACUUCAUCCAGUCAGAAAAAUAAAUGAUUUUGAACUUUA